This is a messenger RNA of Letharia columbiana, 2805 nucleotides long. RefSeq lists its product as uncharacterized. NCBI's taxonomy places the organism in Eukaryota, Fungi, Ascomycota, Lecanoromycetes, Lecanorales, Parmeliaceae. Gene Ontology annotation, molecular function: protein binding. Gene Ontology annotation, biological process: exocytosis; Golgi to plasma membrane transport. The coding region runs from base 1 to 2805 and encodes 934 amino acids. The record is from RefSeq and is a predicted model, not a curated record. The transcript has 3 exons. Gene Ontology annotation, cellular component: cytoplasm; exocyst.
AUGUCCGCCUUCAAGAGGGUCAACGUGAAGGGUGGCAUCUCAAGGCAGUCAAUAUUGGCUCCUUUGCGGGAGGCUCAGAUUGUCAGCUCAAAGCCAGUAUUUCCAGCAGAGAUCCUGUCCACCAUUCUCGAUUACCUACCAGUCCCAGGCCAACUGCGAUUUGCUCGCGUGUCGAAACGGAUGCGGGAGAUGGUCUACGAUGACACGAGAUGGGUGCAAAGACUACAGCUAAUGGGAUGCUGGGACGAGAAUGAAGCCAGAAAGAGCGCAGAGGCCGCAAGACGUAAGAGAUCUGAGACGCUGCAGAGCAUACACGAAGAGGAAGCCAAACGUGCUGGAAUUGGGGUCAAUGGUACAGCAAAUGGAACGAACGGAUCCGAUAACCCAGAGCGACCCAGUGUUACCCUUUUCGACGCUGCGAUAGAAGCUGCAGAACACGAAGGGAAGACGAAUGGUGGCCCAUUGAAAGUAGCGCCACCCAUUGAAGACGGAUUCGAUGCGAUUGAAACCUCUCCUCGAGGAAGGCCCGCAGCCUACAAAUCGCAAGAUACUGCGUCACGGAUAGAUAUCUUUGCUCAUGUCUAUUCACUCCGGGGUUUCGCACGGCAAGAAUACGGCAAAGUCUAUGGAGCUCUGGCCCCUUUCUAUCUAGACGCCAUACGCUGCGAGAAUCACACGCAUGCUACAGUCUUCCGCACCUACCGAGACCCAACUCAGCAAGCCCGGAUGCUCUUCAACAUCAGCAAAUUCUCUAACAGUGACAUGUCUGAAGGAUGGCAGAAAAGGAAGGAGAAAUUCGAUGCUUUGGUCGGAGCCUUCGAGAUGGCAGUCUCCAAGGAGUUUGAGCAAGCUUUGGACGCUGGAGAUGUCGCUGGGAAGAUGAGAAAGUAUGCACAUGUGCUGGCCUAUCUUAAUGGUGGCCAUUCGGGGGUAGAGCUCUUUAUCUCAAAAAGCUCAAUCAUUGGCUCAAGGUACAGGUUAGGGAAUGCCCUGGAUUGCCUGAACCGAAAAGGCCCUGGCAGCUUCUCGACGGAGGAGUCGUACAAUUUCUUCAGUAACGUAUCAACGGCUUUCAAUGAGCAGGUCGGCAUCAUCGACCAGAUCUUUCCCACUUCUGUCAAUGCCAUUGUACCCUUUGUGCAACGAGUUGGUAAAGCGGUUAUCUCCGAUUAUCUGACCACCCUGUAUGAUGAAGCACACCGCACGAAUAUUGAGUCUUAUUUGAGAGCCGUAUCCGCUACUUGCGACCAGUUUCUGGAGAUGACCAGGUCUUUGCGGCCAACAUCUGCCUCUGGAGACGAUUUCUACGAGACCCUGGACGAGGUCAUUGCUACUAUCUUCGAACCUCACAUCGAUCUCUACCUGAAAGAAGAAUUGGAAUUUUUCAAGAAGAAGUCCUCUGCGGAAGUCAACAACUGGGAAAAACAGCUUUCUGAACAAGAUGCAUCUAUGCAAUCAAUGUUUAUGUCCAAUGUCAAUCGCCAAGCUGACAAAAGGGAUUUUUUGACCUCUUUCAAGAAGGUCGUCAUGAUGCCUGUUAAUGUGCUGCCCACCUUCCCAAUGUCAUCACCAUUCGGUGGCAAGCCGGCCACUGCAAAAGCCCUGGUGAAUGGAGAAGCCCUGGCAACCACAGAAGUCUCCGGAUCUCAGACUUCUACAAGACCGUCAAGUCCAGGCGUCAUCAAUGGCACUACUUUGAGCGUCAACAGACCUACAACGGAAUUGCCAGAGCCACCUACAACGGAAUUGGCUGCCAAAGCCGCAAUCAUGAACUCCAGGCUGGAAGGGAUUCGCUCUCUUUUCAGUAUUGAAGUAGCUUUGAACCUUGUUCAUACUGCGAAGUCAAGCAUCGAACGAGCCGCUGUCUUUGUCAAAGUUGGUGGGCAUAUCGCUAGCGAUGCCCGUCUACAGUGUGAGCUCGUGUUUAUCUCGCUACUGCAGACCUUGGGCACGCGCCACAUCAAAGCUGGGUUCGACCAGGCAGUGGAUCAUCUAUCAAAAUAUAAACCUAAAGAGGUCGACGAGCAACAGGGGUCCGGCGUCACGCCACUGGUCACUUUUCUGGAGCUUGUUAAUGUGGGAGAUCUGAUUCAACAGAUGUUGGACGUUUUCUACGAACAGGAACUUAUCACAACCAAGCUCUCUGACCGCAAUGACUUCCUCAACCCUGCUGUCAAGGAGAAGAAACGCUUCGAGCAAAUACUUGACGAACGUGUGGCCGCUGGGCUCAACAAGGGUAUCGAGGUAUUGAUGGCAGAAGUAGAAUACUUGAACGCUACUAGCCAGAAACCUCAGGAUUUCAACCCAGGUGCUGCAAGCGGAGGCGAUCCUGACGUUAUGGAUAUUGGUCCGAGUCAGGCAGCAAUACAAGUCAUCGAAACUGUUUCGUCCCACACGAGGAUGCUGGUCGGCAGCACGGACAAGAAUAUGCUUGAUGUUUUCAACCAGGAAGUUGGAAUGAGGCUCUUUGCAGCAUUGUGCAAACAUCUAAAGAGACAGCGUAUCAGCGUUAACGGCUCACUCAAAUUGAUAAGUGACAUGAACCUCUACUUCACGUACAUACAAACACUCAAGAAUGAGGACCUACUUCAAUUUUUCAAGGCGCUUCGCGAGCUCUCCCAGAUAUAUCUAGUCGAUCCCGCUGAUGCGAAGGAGCUUGCGACCAUCAUUGCAGACGGGGACCGUUUCCAUGGGAUUUUUCGCGCAGAGGAAGUUUAUCAGUUCGCGGAAAGGCGAGCGGACUGGUAUCAGAUCAAGAGCAAAGUGGAGAGAGCAAUGUAUGGUAUCGGCUGCAUGGUAAUGUGA